Messenger RNA from Hyla sarda, 1888 nucleotides. RefSeq names its product zinc finger protein OZF-like. The record is from RefSeq and is a predicted model, not a curated record. Bases 201 to 1718 code for a protein of 505 amino acids. The transcript has 7 exons. NCBI's taxonomy places the organism in Eukaryota, Metazoa, Chordata, Amphibia, Anura, Hylidae. Gene Ontology annotation, biological process: regulation of cytokine production; negative regulation of transcription by RNA polymerase II; regulation of immune system process.
AGGAGAUCACAUGACCAGGUUCCAUCGUUACUGACAGUCCUGACUCCUCCCCUCUAUGUGACUGAUCACAUGACUGUGACAUCAUUGCAGGUCCUGUAACCACAAAGCAGCCGCUCAGUCCUCUGCAGGACCGGUCCCUACAAUCCAGGAUCCUCUCAGCUGAUUCUUCUAUAGAAGAGAAUAUUCCUGAUCCACCAUCAAUGAUGGAGAAGGACAGAGACAAGAUGGCGGAGAGGAUAAUACACCUCACCAUAGAGAUACUCUUCCAGCUUACCGGAGAGGAUUACACGGUGGUGAAGAAGACCUCUAGGGGGCGCCAUCAGGCCCCUGUGUGUGAAGGAUGGGGAAGAACCCUGAGGCCAAUCCCGGGGCCUCCACCUCACUCCCUGAUACAUGAGGAGAUGAAUGAGCAGAAGAUCCUAGAACUCACCAACAAGAUGGUGGAGCUGCUGACUGGAGAGGUUCCUAUAAGGUGUCAGGACGUGGCCGUCUAUUUCUCCAUGGAGGAGUGGGAGUAUUUAGAAGGACACAAGGAUCAGUACAUAGCGGACAUAGUCAUGAUGGAGGAUCAGCAGCCCCUCACAUCAGCAGAGAGAUGUCCCCGUCCUCUUCCUCCAGAGGAUUCUUCCGAAGGAGAUGACAAUGUCCUCCAGGAUUAUCAGCUUAUGGAUCAGAGUAAAGAUGUGAAGAACAUUAAUGCUCCAGACAUAAUGGUGAAAGAGGAGACAGAUGUGAGGGGUGAUGAUCCGUGUACAGAGGACGUCCCUACAGCGCCCCCACCAGAUGACUGUACCAGGAUCUCAGAAGGACAUCUUCUAUCUCCAUGUUAUCGUGAUAUGGCAGAAGAUACAUCCGCUACUAUCCUAGAUAUACCCUCAGCCUUUCACAGUCAUGAUCUUUUAUCAGAUGCUAUAGAACAAGUCCCAUGUAUUGAACCAUCACAGAUUUUUAAGCAAAAUAAAAGUCACAGAAGAGGUGCUGAGCAUCAAAGAUCUCAAACAGGGGAGAAGCCAUACCCAUGUUCAGAAUGUGGGCAACGUUUUGCCCUCCAAAAAACUCUUGUUACACAUCUGAGAAUUCACACAGGGGAGAAGCCGUUUUCAUGUUCAGAAUGUUGGAAAUGUUUUUACCAGAAAUCAGAUUUGGUUCGACAUCAGAGGAUCCACACAGGGGAGAAGCUGUUUUCCUGCUCCGAAUGUGGUAAAUCUCUUCUUCAGAAGUCAGAUCUAGUUACACAUGAGAGAUGUCACACGGGAGCAAAGCCAUUUUCGUGUCCAGAAUGUGGGAAAUGUUACAGUGUCAAAUCCAAUCUAGUUAGACACGCCAAAAGUCACUCAGGGGCAAAGCCAUUUUCAUGUUCAGAAUGCGGGAAAUGUUUUGGCCAGAAAUCAGACCUUGCUACACAUCAGAGAACUCAUACAGGGGAAAAGCCAUUUUCGUGUUUAGAAUGUGGAAAAUUGUAUAGCGUUAAAUCAACUCUGGUUGAACAUCAAAGAACUCACACAGGAGAGAAACCGUUUUCAUGUUCAGAAUGCGGGAAACGUUUUAUUCGGAAAUCAAACCUUGUUGACCAUCAGAAGACUCACACAGGGGUAAAACCAUAUUCAUGUUCUGAAUGCGGUAAAUGUUUUAUCCACAAAAAACAUCUUCUUAAACAUCAAAAAACUCAUCGGCAAACCAGCCAUUUACUUUCCAAAACUCUUUUAUUUAACAAAUAGAACAAAACAAAAAUACAAAAGUGACUUUGUGUUGAUCAAGAGACAGGGAAAGCAACCAAAACAGUAAAUGAUCACGAAAUAUCUGCAGUCACUAAUAAAUGUCUGGUAUCCAAAAUGCAGAUAAAAUCUAUUGGGUCUAUUGUUUUUGUUCUUUAGAUAUUGAAGCACAA